AUGGCGGCGGAUCUGAACCUGGAGUGGAUCUGCUGCCUGUUCUGGUCCUGGACUUAUGGGAUCACCAGGGGCGGCCGAGUCUUCUUCAUCAAUGAGGAGGCCAAGAGCACCACCUGGCUGCACCCUGUCACUGGCGAGGCCGUGGUCACCGGACACCGGCGGCAGAGCACAGAUUUGCCUACUGGCUGGGAGGAAGCAUAWACUUUUGAAGGUGCAAGAUACUAUAUAAACCGUGGUAUCCGAUAUGAAGGGUGGGUCCGGUCAGUCUCUCCCAGGUCCUACCUCAGUUCUCUGCCCACUGCCUAUGGAGGCUCGGUUUGCAUCACUCAAAAGGUUCACGGAGGAACUGAAGGGUUGAUUCUCUAUUCUGCUGGAGCGUCUCUGUAG
Molecule: messenger RNA, 387 nt
Organism: Urocitellus parryii (Arctic ground squirrel)
Lineage: Eukaryota; Metazoa; Chordata; Mammalia; Rodentia; Sciuridae
Source: RefSeq, a predicted model, not a curated record